Molecule: messenger RNA, 3707 nt
Organism: Perca fluviatilis (European perch)
Lineage: Eukaryota; Metazoa; Chordata; Actinopteri; Perciformes; Percidae
Gene: nfatc3a
Product: nuclear factor of activated T cells 3a
Exons: 10
Coding region: 316-3621 (1101 amino acids)
Biological process (GO): regulation of transcription by RNA polymerase II; cytokine production; calcineurin-NFAT signaling cascade
Cellular component (GO): transcription regulator complex
Molecular function (GO): transcription factor binding; RNA polymerase II cis-regulatory region sequence-specific DNA binding; DNA-binding transcription factor activity, RNA polymerase II-specific
Source: RefSeq, a predicted model, not a curated record
UAACGUUAGGUCGGCAGACAGAGAGAAACCGCGAGAAGGAGAAGGAGAGGCAGAGCGGGCAGACGACUUUCUCUGAAGUUGAAGCCAUCGUUUCGCUAGUUAUCUGCCAGAGGAAGAGACGCCAACGACUUGUAUUUUGGAUUUGUCAAACGAGGGGAAAGCGCGGGUCGGUGCAUGGCCAUGAGUUAAAAGAACAAAAGUUAAAGUUCGGCGUCGUUGCGGUCGGUAAAUGUGACAUUUUAGGAGAGCAUAAAUUGCUCCAGCAGUCGACGGUCGAGUGGCGGGGUAACGUUAAAACCCGAGCUGUCAAACCCGAUGACGACUGCAAACUGCCCCGGGAAUGAGGAGCUGGACUUCAGACUGAUUUUCGGAGAGGACGGGCAGCAGCAGCCGUUAGGCCCCGCAGAUCUGGAGCCUGAUGACAACACGUCGUUCUACAUCCUAAAUGUGGGCCAGCCCCAGUCUAUGGUCACCAACCACCAGUCUAUUGGCCUGCCUCGUCAUGGCAUGCAGUCCCACUCCCAGAUCAUCAGCACUUCCCCACGCCUUCACUCACACAAACCAGGAUCUGUGCCUCUGGGCUAUGGGGCACAUGACUCCAAGUAUGGCACCUCCCCUCUGCUGCCCUCUGCUCCUGUGGAGGCACCAAAGGCCUUUGAGUGCCCCAGUAUCCAGAUCACCUCCAUCUCCCCCAGCUGCCAGCAGGAGAUGGAUGCCACUGAGGAUGAUCUGAGGGCCAAUGUCCCUGAUGGGGACUACCACGGUGAUAGGCCCCUGUCCAGAGACCACCUGUAUUUGCCCCUGGACCACUCAUACCGGGACUCUUCGCUUAGCCCUAGUCCAUGCAGCAGCCUCUCCUCUAGGAGCUGGUUCUCUGAUGCCUCCUCCUGUGAAUCAUUCUCACACGUCUAUGACGAUGUUGACUCCGAGCUAAAUGAAGCGGCUGCCCGGUUCACCCUGGGCUCCCCGCUUACUUCCCCAGGCUGUGUAUCCCCUCAAACCAGUGGUGGGCUUUUGGAGGAGCAGCCCCACUGGCAGCACCAUCACCCCGCCUUUGUGCACCACUCCCACUCCAUCAGCCUGUCACCCCGACAGUCCCCCUGUCACUCGCCACGCACUAGUGUCACUGAUGAAAAUUGGCUUAGCCCAAGGCCACCUUCCAGGCCUUCCUCACGUCCCACCUCACCCUGUGGCAAGAGGCGCCACUCUAGCGCCGACAUCUGCUACCCCGGCUCAUUGUCUCCUCAUCACUCACCCACACCCACGCCAGGGCCUUCACCUAGGAGCAGCGUGACAGAGGACACCUGGGUUGGCAGUCCCUCUGUAGGCAUGUCACCCUUCCAGUGCUGCCCAUCUGAGGCAGACAUCCCAUCCAAGACAAGGAAGACCUCACAAGACAGAACUUCUAUGCAGACUGGUAAAGGGGAGCUGGGGCUAGAUGACCAAGGAAAUAUGUCUCCUAAUCUAGACUCUCCUUCAGACGAGGGCCUGCACAGCCUGAAGAAAGAUGGUCCCGGGGAACAGUUCCUCUCAGUGCCCUCUCACUUCUCAUGGAAUAAACCUAAACCCGGUCACACACCUAUAUUCAGGACCUCCUCACUGCCUCCUUUAGAUUGGCCGCUGCCAAGCCAGUUUGGCCAGUAUGACCUGAAGAUAGAGGUUCAACCCAAAGCCCACCACCGAGCGCACUAUGAGACUGAGGGCAGCCGAGGAGCCGUCAAAGCAGCAUCCGGUGGCCACCCAAUCGUCAAGCUCAUUGGCUACAGUGAGAAGCCCAUCAACCUGCAGAUGUUCAUCGGAACAGCAGACGACCGGUACUUGAGGCCGCACGCCUUCUACCAGGUGCACCGGAUCACCGGGAAAACCGUAGCCACAGCCAGCCAAGAAAUUGUAGUCUCCAGCACCAAAGUUCUCGAAAUUCCUCUCCUGCCUGAAAACAACAUGUCAGCCAGUAUCGACUGUGCUGGCAUCCUUAAGCUGCGGAACUCAGACAUUGAGCUGCGGAAGGGGGAGACGGAUAUAGGAAGAAAGAACACACGGGUCCGUGUGGUGUUCCGAGUGCACAUCCCUCAAUCCAACGGGAAGGUGCUGUCGCUGCAGGCUACCUCUAUUCCUGUGGAGUGCUCCCAGCGUUCGGCUCAGGAGCUGCCCCAGGUUGAGAAAUCCAGCCUGACCAGCUGUCUGGUCAGCGGGGGAGAAGAGAUGGUCAUCACCGGCUCCAACUUCUUCCCAGAGUCCAAAGUCAUCUUCCUGGAGAAAGGUCCUGAUGGACGACCACAAUGGGAAGUUGAGGCAAAAAUAAUGCGUGAGAAAACUCAAGGAUCCUGCAUCGUGGUGGAGGUCCCUCCCUACCACAGUAAGUCUGUGGGCACAGCUGUGCAGGUGCAGUUUUAUGUCUGCAAUGGCAAGCGGAAAAGGAGCCAAUCGCAACGCUUCACUUACCUUUCAGUCAUGGUGAAACAGGAGCACAGAGAAGAGCUGGACCUUUCUGCAGUACCCCCUAUGGCCAUGCCCCUGGCACAUGCUGCCAGUCUGGUGCGCACCCAGCUGCCUUCUCCUGAGCAGUGCCACCCAUCGGACAACCUUCUGUCCAGCUCCCCUCACGGCCUGGCCACCGGCUCCGGACCUGGCCUGCUACCCCUGCAGGCCCCCUGCCCCUCCCUGGGCUCCCCGUCUUUCCAGCACCUGCCUCACCUCCAGGGUCGCAGCUUGCACCACCCCCCUGCCGACUGCCACAUGACGUUCCACCCGGGCUCUGCCCCUUCUCCUCUUCCGGCUCCCCCCCGGCCCUCCUACCAGCCUAUGCAGCACAGCCACAGUCAUAGUCAUAGCCUGCCCUUCAACGGCCAGUCCAGCCUUCCUCCUCAGGGCUACGACAGGAUGCCUUUUCAGCACAGCCCCAGUGAGGCGUCACACCCAAUGAGCAUGGGAAUGGUGUACCCUUCUUCCCCUUGCUCCUCACCAUCAGCUCCCUCCUCUUCAACCACCAACCCCAUUGCUGGGUCUCCCCAGAGCCAGCAACCUCUGCUCUCCCCUUCAUCCCCACACCUGCACACACUCGGAGGCUAUCACUGCUCCCCAAAUCCAACCCAGGUGCCCUCUCCGGGUGGCCACCCCCUCGUGGGGCAGCACUCCUCCCAACUGCAGAGGGCUAUGAGCUACCACCCAGUAAGUCAAAGGUCAGCCUCUUGUCCCACACCGCCCAGCGCCCCUGCUCCAAGGAUGAUCCCCUCUCCCCACUCUGGGCCUUCCUCCCCUCAGCUCCACUCGCUGCCCUACCAGUCUCCCACCUCAUCCUCCCCCACCUCUUGUGGCAGUCCUCUGGGGCCCGUGCAACAGCAGCAUUCAGGACAGCGUUCCCCCCAGGCUACAAGUCCAGUCAUGGCCAGCCUGUCCCCGGUGGCUGCAGGGCCUCUGGGUCACCCUCUAAGCCCGCAGGGACCCUUCCCCUCAGACGGAGAGAGGCUGAACAUCAAAGAGGAGCCAGAGGAGAGGGAGCCCACCUUCCGCUCCAUCGGCCUACAGGACAUCACACUGGACGAUGUGAAUGAAAUCAUCGGCAGAGACAUGUCCCAGUCCCCCAGCACUCGUGGUCCUCCAGCAGCACACAGCCAGUCAUAGCCCAGCCAGCACUCAGGCCCUGACACAGGCUUUUGGGACAUGACCCCCACCCCUCCUCCAGUUCUUGACCCCGGACACCCCCCCCC